Kluyveromyces lactis is the source of this 1725-nucleotide messenger RNA. It is a transcript of the gene HSP60, whose product is annotated as chaperone ATPase HSP60. Lineage: Eukaryota; Fungi; Ascomycota; Saccharomycetes; Saccharomycetales; Saccharomycetaceae. Gene Ontology annotation, biological process: mitochondrial unfolded protein response; apoptotic mitochondrial changes; protein refolding. The coding region runs from base 1 to 1725 and encodes 574 amino acids. The transcript has a single exon. The record is from RefSeq and is a predicted model, not a curated record. Gene Ontology annotation, cellular component: mitochondrial matrix; mitochondrial inner membrane. Gene Ontology annotation, molecular function: protein-folding chaperone binding; ATP-dependent protein folding chaperone; ATP binding.
AUGUUGAGAAGUACCGUAAAGCCAGGCAAUUUGACCUUGAAGAGAAGCACUCAAUUGUUGAGUCGUCGUCUAUAUUCUUCGCACAAAGAAUUAAAGUUUGGUGUUGAAGGUAGAGCUGCCUUGUUAAAGGGUGUUGAAACUCUAGCGGAAGCUGUUUCUGCCACUUUGGGUCCAAAAGGUAGAAACGUUUUGAUUGAGCAACCAUUUGGCGCUCCAAAGAUCACCAAGGAUGGUGUUACUGUUGCUAGAGCCAUUACUUUGGAAGAUAAGUUCGAAAACAUGGGUGCUAAGCUUUUACAAGAAGUUGCUUCCAAGACAAACGAAGCUGCCGGUGACGGUACCACUUCUGCCACUGUCUUAGGUAAGGCCAUUUUCACUGAAUCCGUUAAGAAUGUUGCAGCUGGUUGUAACCCAAUGGAUUUGAGAAGAGGUACUCAAGCUGCUGUCGAAAAAGUAAUUCAAUACUUGUCAGAGAACAAGAAAGAAAUCACCACUUCUGCUGAAAUCGCUCAAGUGGCAACUAUUUCUGCCAACGGGGAUGCUCACGUUGGUAAGUUGUUGGCUUCAGCCAUGGAAAAAGUUGGUAAGGAAGGUGUCAUCACUAUCAGAGAGGGUAGAACCUUGGAAGAUGAAUUGGAAGUCACUGAAGGUAUGAGAUUCGACCGUGGUUUCAUUUCUCCAUACUUUAUUACCGACGCUAAAUCUGGUAAGGUGGAAUUUGAAAAACCUUUGAUCUUAUUGAGUGAAAAGAAGAUCUCCUCAAUCCAGGAUAUCUUGCCUUCUUUGGAAUUGUCAAACCAAACCAGAAGACCAUUGUUGAUCAUCGCCGAAGAUAUUGAUGGCGAAGCUUUGGCUGCUUGUAUUUUGAACAAGUUGAGAGGUCAAGUUCAAGUUUGUGCCGUUAAAGCUCCAGGUUUCGGUGAUAACAGGAAGAACACCUUGGGCGAUAUUGCCAUCUUGUCUGGUGGUACUGUCUUCACUGAAGAAUUGGACCUAAAGCCAGAAAACGCUACCAUCCAACAUUUGGGUUCUUGUGAUUCUGUUUCUAUUACCAAGGAAGAUACCGUUAUCUUGAAUGGUAACGGUCCAAAAGAAAACAUCGAAACCAGAAUUGAACAAAUCAAGAACUCUAUUGACUUGACCACUACCAACUCUUACGAAAAGGAAAAGUUGCAAGAACGUUUAGCUAAGUUGUCCGGCGGUGUUGCCGUCAUUAGAGUCGGUGGUUCUUCCGAAGUCGAAGUCGGCGAAAAGAAGGACCGUUACGAUGACGCUUUGAACGCUACAAGAGCUGCUGUCGAAGAAGGUAUCUUGCCAGGUGGUGGUACUGCUUUGCUAAAGGCUUCUAGAGUCUUGGACGAAGUCGCAACAGAAAACUUUGACCAAAAGUUGGGUGUUGACAUCAUCAGAAAGGCCAUUUCCAGACCAGCUAGAAAGAUCAUCGAGAACGCUGGUGAAGAAGGCUCCGUUAUCGUCGGUAAGAUUAUCGAUGAAUACGGCCAAGACUUUACCAAGGGUUACAAUGCAGCCAAGGGUGAAUACACCGACAUGUUGGCUGCUGGUAUUAUCGAUCCAUUCAAGGUUGUCAGAAGCGGUCUAGUAGACGCUGCUGGUGUUGCUUCUCUAUUGGCUACCACUGAAGUUGCUAUCGUUGAUGCUCCAAAGCCAGCUGGUGCUGCUCCAGCUAUGCCAGGUGGUAUGCCAGGUAUGCCAGGCAUGAUGUAA